Messenger RNA from Glycine soja, 2242 nucleotides. RefSeq names its product delta(8)-fatty-acid desaturase 2-like. Gene Ontology annotation, cellular component: membrane. The record is from RefSeq and is a predicted model, not a curated record. Gene Ontology annotation, molecular function: oxidoreductase activity, acting on paired donors, with oxidation of a pair of donors resulting in the reduction of molecular oxygen to two molecules of water. The transcript has a single exon. Lineage: Eukaryota; Viridiplantae; Streptophyta; Magnoliopsida; Fabales; Fabaceae. Gene Ontology annotation, biological process: lipid metabolic process. Bases 242 to 1588 code for a protein of 448 amino acids.
AGGAUAGGAGUAUAUAAAACAUAGAAUCCUCCACUCAAUUCUUUUAUAUUUUCCGUAUUCAAUUUAUUUCGAACAUUGAAAUGAAACUAAAGUUGAUGUGGUUAUGAAAUAUGAGUUUGAUUCGAAGACACAAGAGUUGUUGUGAGUUAAUUUAAAGUGAGGUUUUGCGCACUUUCCUUGUUCCCGGGACAGGACGAGAGUGUUACAUAAAGCGUUAGCCUCACUCAUCACUGCGACUCCAAUGGAGCCUCCCACAUCCUACAUUUCCACCGAUGAACUUCGCAAGCAUAACACGCGCCACGACGCCUGGAUCUCCAUCCACGGCAAGAUCUACGACGUCUCCUCCUGGCUCCACCGCCACCCCGGCGGCCCCCUCCCACUCCUCACCCUCGCCGGCACCGACGCCACCGACGCCUUCCUCGCCUUCCACCCUCCCAACACCGCCUCCCUCCUCCUCCCCGCCUUCUCCACCUCCCACCGUCUUUCCGACCACACCGUCUCCGCCGCCUCCUCCGACUACCGCAAGCUCUUCUCCGACCUCUCCGCGCUCAACCUCUUCAACCGCAAGGGCCACACAACCUCCAUCCUCCUCUCCCUUAUUCUCACCCUUUUUCCUCUCUCUGUCUGCGGCGUCCUCUUCUCCGACAGCACUUUCGUGCACGUGCUUUCCGCUGCAUUGAUAGGCUUUCUCUGGAUUCAGAGCGGCUGGAUAGGCCACGACUCCGGCCAUUACAACGUGAUGCUCAGCCGCCGCCUCAACCGCGCAAUUCAGAUUCUCUCCGGCAACAUUCUCGCCGGAAUCAGCAUCGGCUGGUGGAAGUGGAACCACAACGCCCACCACAUUGCAUGCAACAGCCUCGACUAUGACCCCGAUCUCCAGCAUUUGCCCUUCUUCGUCGUCUCCUCUAGGUUUUUCAAUUCCCUCACUUCCAGAUUCUACGACAGAAAGUUGAAUUUCGAUUCCUUUGCUAGGUUUUUGGUUAGUUACCAGCACUGGACUUUUUACCCUGUGAUGUGUUUCGCUAGGGUUAAUCUGUUUGCGCAGUCUUUUUUCUUGUUGUUGUCUAAGAGGAAGGUGGAGAACAGAGGCAGUGAGCUUUUGGGUUUGCUUGCAUUCUGGGUUUGGUACCCUUUGUUGGUUUCCUUCUUGCCCAAUUGGUGGGAGAGGCUUUUGUUUGUUUUCGUGAGUUUCUCUGUUACGGGUAUUCAGCAUGUGCAGUUCUGUUUGAACCAUUUUUCUUCUGAGGUGUACCUUGGGCCCCCCAGCGGCGGCGAUUGGUUCGAGAAGCAGACUAAGGGGACUCUUGGUGUGGACUGCUCUCCUUGGAUGGACUGGUUUCAUGGAGGGUUGCAGUUUCAGGUGGAGCACCAUCUGUUUCCAAGGCUGCCACGGUGCCAUUUGAGGAAGAUUGCGCCUUUGGUUAAGGAUCUUUGCAAGAAACAUAAUCUUCCUUAUAAUUGUGUGUCGUUCUGGAAGGCCAAUGUGCUGACGAUUCAGACCUUGAGGAAUGCUGCUUUGCAGGCCAGAGACGGUUCCAAUCCGGUUCCAAAGAAUUUGGUUUGGGAGGCUGUUAACACUCAUGGAUGAAUGGGGGACCUGAGUGGAGUUUCGUGUGAUUUUGCUGUCAUUGAUAGUUUGAUGGAGGUGUGGUGGUACUUGGUAGGUAGGGACGAAAUUUUAUGUAGUUACAUAGGUGCUUUUGGUGGUGUUCUCCUAUCAGAAUUGGAGUUUUAUAUCAUUAUUACCUUGGAUUACCAAGGUAAAACUUCAAAUCCUGUUGGAGGAAAAGACCAAACGCAUCUAAGAAACUGCAUAAGUUUUGUCCGGUAGGUAAUCCUUGGUGAGAAUAAUUGAUUUGCAAAUUGCUUAGAGGCUUCGGUUACUCAUUGUCUUGGUAGCGGGAAUGGCUAGUCUCCUUUUGGAAAUAGGUAAUGCUCAGCACUUCAUGCUUGGGAAUGUAAGCACGGUUUAUUCUCGCUUUGGCCGUUGGCCGUUUGAUUUCUUUAUAAGCCAAGGGUCUCUAUUGUUACAUAACCAUUUGUGUUAUGCCUUUGAAUACAUUGUCAUUUGGAGCAAGAAAUGUACUGUAUGUUAAUUUCAGGUUCAGAUUCCUGAAUGAAUGUCAUUCCCUGCUUCUUGUUUAGUUCUCAUAUCAGUUUAGUAUUAACUCUUAUCUGUACAGCAGAUGGUUGCAAAUUAAUUGUAGCUUCUAUUACGAGAUAAAGUUAGUUAUUUAUAGAA